Messenger RNA from Gadus morhua (Atlantic cod), 2283 nucleotides. RefSeq names its product hepatic and glial cell adhesion molecule a (gene hepacama). NCBI's taxonomy places the organism in Eukaryota, Metazoa, Chordata, Actinopteri, Gadiformes, Gadidae. The transcript has 7 exons. Bases 196 to 1536 code for a protein of 446 amino acids. The record is from RefSeq and is a predicted model, not a curated record.
CAGUUGGCCGUUGUGUCGUGUCUGACUAGGGUGUAGAGAGUCCAGAGAGGCCAGUGCAGCAGGCAGGCAGGCAGGCAGGCACUGAGGGGGGGAAUAGAGCGAGCAAAUGCUCCGAGUCAAGCCAUAGAGGAGACGUGUUCAGCGUGGCUAAACCAUGCUCACUGGGUGGGUUAGAGACUCAGCCGGGGACACAAGAUGAAGGUGGAGAGGAAGACAUCUCCACGCCACAGAGCGACAGGCGUUCCUCCGCUGCUGACGUUCCUGGGCCUCUCCCUCCCUCUGCUCUUCACAGGCGGGGUGUCGGGGGUGAACGUGACCAGCCAGGCCCAGCUGGUGAGGGGCGUGGUGGGCAGAGACGCCCUGCUGUCCGUCAGCUACACCAGCACCAGCCUCGACCAGCCCGUCAUCAAGUGGCAGCUGAAGAGGGAAGGGGAGAAGUCGGUGACGGUGGUGCAGUCCAUCGGCACCAGCAUCAUAGGGAACCUGCGGCCCGAGUACCGCGACCGCAUCCUGCUGUACGAGAACGGCUCGCUGCUCAUCCACAACCUGCAGCUGUCGGACGAGGGCGUGUACGAGGUGGAGAUCUCCAUCACCGACGACAGCUUCACCGGGGAGCACUCCAUCGAGCUCACCGUGGACGUUCCCGUGUCCAAACCCUUCGUCCAGAUGAUUGCCUCCUCGGUCCUGGAGUACAGCGAGCACUUCAGCAUCCACUGUGCCCACAACGAAGGCACCAAGCCCAUCUACAGUUGGAUGAAGGGAGAUAACAUCCUGACCAAUGACACGCGUCUCCUGCUAUCACACGACCAAAAGGUGCUGACCAUCGUGCGAGUGCAGAUGGCCGACGAUGACGUCUACACGUGCAUGGUGGACAACCCCAUCAGCAGCACCAAGAGCGUGCCCGUCAGGCUCAGCGUCUACCGACGAAGCUCGCUAUACAUCAUCUUGUCCACCGGGGGCAUCUUCCUGCUCAUCACUCUGGUGACUGUGUGUGCCUGUUGGAAACCCACCAAGAAGAAACGUCGGUCGGUCCCUCAAAGAGUCCCCGUCUAUGAGGAGCCAAGUGAAAAUGGCCACGAUAUUGAUGUUGUGCCCAAACCAUCCACUCUGGGUCGAAGGAGCCCUAUGCCUCUCUACGUUCUCAACGAAGAUGAGACUCUGGAGCGGUUAGAAGAAUGUUCCGGUAACUUACACGUCCCACCAGAUAUGAACUGUGCCCCCGUCUACAUCUCCACCCAACCCCCGGCCUUCAACGCCUCCGACAGGCCCCUGUGGUCGGCCCCUCGCAGGUACCCCCGCAGCCCCGCCCACUCCCCCAUGGCCCACCCCCUCCCCAUCAGGCCCCCCGGAUCAAGCCCCGCCCCCCUGAUCCCCAUCCUAUCGCCGCCCCACUCUCCGGGCUCGUCAUCGCUGCACGCCUUCAACCCCAUAAGGAAGCUCCGCUCCCCGGUGGGGGCCUCGGCCGGCCAGCUGGCCCACAGGGGGGCUGGGAGCCCCCUGACCACCGAGGGGGCCCACUCUCCCACCCUGCAGUGACCCGCGCACACACAAGAAACAAACAAAAGCACUCACGUACGCACGUGAUGCCCCGCACGCACACACACACACACACACGUACACAUACACACACACAUAAACACACACAUACACACACGCAUAAACAUACACACGGACAAACGCAUGCGCGCACACACACACACACGCACACACACACACACACACUAAUGCAUGCACACACAAACCCCUAAACACACACACACACACACACACACACACACACACACACACACACAUACACACACACACACACACACAGAUAGUUACUUAUUCAUAUCCCAAUGCAUUUUAUUCAGUAUAUUCUGUAGAAAGAAUCUUAGUAUGUUGUAGAACUUUUGUUAAAUUAUGAAGGGAAGUGACCAGGAUUUCAUUGAAUGUGAUAGAAGGUUGUUUUUUAUGUGGCUGUCUAUGUCACGAUCUAGUCAUGGGCCUCUCUUCUCCAUCGUCUUUCAUCGUUUCAUAUUUAUGUGUGAAUUUUUCUGUUACUUUGACAUAAGAAUAAUUCCCAUUCCACCAGCAUAUUUGCUAGCCUUGUACCAGACAAUUUCUAGCCUCUUGAUGGUGAUUUCCUGCAGACUUUUGAUAUAAGUGCCUGUAUAUAUGUAAAUGAUCGUUGUUUGUUUAGGUGGGUUGUUAAAUUGUUUUCCUUGUUUUCAUUUUAACUGAACCUGUGCAUUUUUGUUGUUUGGUCAUCACAUAACAUCAAAAUAAAACAAUAAACUCCAA